GGCGGCGGCGGCGGCGGUGGGAGGAGGCGGCGGCGGGAGCGGCGCGGCUGGGGGCGAGUGGUGUUUCCCUGCGAGAGGUGUAUCCUUCCGCGGCGGCGGGAGUGCGGCGGCGACGGGUGUCCGCGGUGUCCCUCCGCCGCCGGGAGCGCAGGGGCACUCGGCGUCUCCCCGGACGGGGCGAGGAGGUCGCGGGAUCCGCUGGGAGGAACAAGAAGAAACUUCGGGGCGCGGCGACCGGCGCGACGCCCGCCUGGCUUGGCAGCGCGGCGGAACGAGGGCUCCCCGCAGGGAAGGAGAAGAAGGAGGAGGAAGCGGCGGCCGGUCCUCGCCGCCACCCCGCGGGGUCUCUGCGGGGGAGCCCGAGGGACUCUUUCUCGCGGGGCGCGGCGGAGGGAUCUCCAGACGGCUCUCCCCGCCGCCUCCCCCCGGUGCCGCUAGCCCCUCGGCGCCGCCAUCUUGGAUUUUAAUCCGCCAUUUUUUUCCUCCCCCCACUCGGAAUUAUUUUUUAUCACUAUCGCCGCUUUUUUUUUUUCUCCCCCCCCCCUUAGUUUUCCUCCCCGCUCCGCCUCUCCCUCGCCCGAUCUUCGCUUUCCCCCCAUCAGCUUCCUCCCUUUCCCUCCCCCCCCGCUGCCUUCCCUUUGAUGAUUCAUUUUCCCCCCGUGGCAGCGGGAGCAGCGCCGGCAGUGAAAGACUCAGCGCGGGGCGGAAUUGGAACUGAAUUUAUUCAUCCACUUCUCCAAGCCUUUUGAAAAGUGACUAAAUGCAACUGAGUCAGAUUGUCUGUGGGUAUGAAGUGGCUGGGAGAAUCCAAGAACAUGGUGGUGAAUGGCAGGAGAAGUGGAAGCAAGUCGUCUAAUGACCACGCGCAGACCAAGUUGCAGCAUGCAGGAAAGGAGAAUCCAAAGACAGGCAAAAACGGGGUCGAGAGAAGAUCAAGCAGAUGUAGCGGUGCUUCAGGAUUUGAGGGUCAAAGUCGUUAUGUGCCUUCCUCUGGAAUGUCUGCCAAGGAACUCUGUGAAAAUGAUGACCUAGCGACUAGUUUGGUUCUUGAUCCCUAUUUAGGUUUUCAGACACACAAAAUGAAUACUAGAUUUCGACCUAUUAAAGGAAGGCAAGAAGAACUAAAAGAGGUGAUUGAACGUUUUAAGAAAGAUGAGCACUUAGAAAAAGCCUUCAAGUCCUUGACGUCAGGUGACUGGGCCCGGCACUAUUUUCUUAACAAGAACAAAAUGCAGGAAAGGUUGUUCAAGGAACAUGUAUUUAUUUAUUUACGAAUGUUUGCAACUGACAGUGGGUUUGAGAUCCUGCCUUGUAAUAGGUAUUCUUCAGAGCAAAAUGGAGCCAAAAUUGUUGCAACGAAAGAAUGGAAACGAAAUGAUAAAAUAGAAUUACUUGUGGGCUGCAUUGCUGAACUAUCAGAAAUGGAAGAAAACAUGCUGCUGAGACAUGGGGAAAAUGACUUCAGCGUCAUGUAUUCCACACGAAAAAACUGUGCACAACUGUGGCUUGGUCCUGCUGCAUUUAUCAAUCAUGAUUGCAGACCUAACUGUAAGUUUGUAUCAACGGGCAGAGAUACGGCAUGUGUGAAAGCUCUAAGAGAUAUUGAACCUGGAGAAGAAAUCUCUUGUUACUAUGGAGAUGGGUUUUUUGGAGAAAAUAAUGAAUACUGCGAAUGUUACACCUGUGAAAGACGUGGAACUGGUGCUUUUAAAUCAAGAGUGGGAUUACCAGCACCUACUCCUGUGAUUAAUAGUAAAUAUGGACUGAGAGAAACAGAUAAACGAUUGAACAGGCUUAAAAAGUUGGGUGACAGCAGCAAGAAUUCAGACAGCCAGUCUGUCAGCUCUAACACUGAUGCAGAUACCACUCAGGAAAAAGGUAAUGCAACUAACAGAAAAUCUUCAAUUGGCGUUAAAAAGAACAGCAAAAAUAGAACGUUAACCAGACAGUCUAUAUCAAGAAUUCCAGCAUCAUCAAAUUCUACCUCAUCUAAACUAACUCAUAUAAAUAAUUCCAGGGUACCAAAGAGACUGAAAAAGCCUGCAAAGCCUUUACUUUCAAAGAUAAAGUUGAGAAAUCAGUGCAAAAGGCCAGAGCAAAAGAAUGCCUCUAGAAAGCUUGAAAUGGGAAAUUUAGUUCUCAAAGAGCCUAAAGUAGUUUUGUAUAAAAACUUGCCCAUUAAAAAGGAUAAAGAAUUGGAGGGACCAGUCAAAGUUGCAGUCUCUAGCGGAUGCUUAACGAGGCACGCAGCGAGAGAACAUAAACUGAAUUCUGUGAAAGGUGCUCAUGAGCAUGGUGAUAUUCCACCCUGCACAUACAUAACAAGGAGGUCGAUGAGAACAAGGAUGAGUUUGAAGGAGACCUCUGACACAAAGCUUGAACCAAAUACGUUGGAUAGCUAUAAGAAUAAUUUGACUGGAACACAAUCGGACGUUGUAGAGCAGCAGUCUCGUGCGGGAAACGAAAACGAGGUGGCUCAUGGACCAUCACAUAAAGGGGAGGGGAGGUGCCAGAAAAAUGAUGCAGGCACAUCAAAAAAGAAAUCUCGACAAGGAAAGCUUGUGAACACAUCUUCAAAAACAGAGGAAAUUGAUACUAUGCACAACACAGCUGUGAAAGACAAAGUACCAGAUUUGAUUAGUUCUCAUUCAGAACUUGAAGAGAGGAAUAAUGAGGUGGACACACCUGUUGGCUUUAAAGACUGCAUCCCUGGAUCUGGUGGCUGCUCUGUAACAACUGACAAUUUUAAAGCAAAAGACAGCUUUAGAACUGCAAAAAGUAAAAAGAAAAGACGAAUCACAAGAUAUGAUGCACAACUUAUCCUUGAAAAUAGCUCUGGGAUCCCUAAACUGACUCUUCGUAGGCGCCAUGAUAGCAGUAGCAAGACAAAUGAUCAAGAAAGUGAUGGAAUGAAUUCUUCAAAAAUAAGCAUCAAAUUAAGUAAAGACCAUGAAAAGGAUAAUAACUUAUAUGUAGCAAAGCUAAAUAAUGGGUUUAACUCAGGAUCAGGCAAUAGUUCAACAAAAUUAAAAAUACAGCUAAAACGAGAGGAAGAAAACAGAGGGACAUACCCUGAGGACCUUCACGAAAAUGGCAUGUGUUGUAGUGAAACUCUGUCCGUUUUGGAGUCGAGAAUGGAAGUAGAUGAUUAUGGUCACUAUGAAGAGGAAACAGCAGAUGAAUCUUCGUCAGAAGAGGACGAUGAAGAGGAAGAUGAUUAUGAUGAUGAGUUUGAUGACUUUAUUCCUCUUCCUCCAGCGAAGAGAUUAAGGCUUAUUGUUGGCAAGGAUUCAAUAGAUAUUGAUAUUUCUUCCAGGAGGAGAGAAGAUCAGUCUUUAAGGCUCAAUGCAUAAGCUUAUAGGUCUUAAACUGACCUGGAUGUCAUUUUUAAAAAAAAAUAUAAAAAAUAAAAUAAAAAAAUAAUAAUAAUUAAAAAAAAAAAACCAACAAAAAUUCCAUUUGAUUAUUCCUCAACUAAAGAACUUUCUGAAAAACUUAGUGGCAGCACUUCUUUAUUCACCUGUCAACGUAAUAUUGUAGAAAGUGUACAGCAUCCUGACUCUUCUUAAGUCUGAUUUGUGCAGAUUUUUAUUGUACUUUUUAAUAGCCUUCUUAUGUGCAAUUCCGAGUUAGAGGUAAUGCUCUGUUGUAAAAUAAAGGCUCAAGCAAAGUUAUGAAAUUGCAUCAGAUCUUUCCAUGCAGGACAAUGAGAAUACAGUGUGGCUACAGAAUUAUUUUUGAUCGGUAAGAGCGUUAGUUUGCUCUUACACUGUUUGACUAAACAAUUUACAAAAUCAUAGUAGCAGCAUAUUAAGGUUUUCUAGUAUAUGUUAAUAUCACCAGCAAUGAUCUACAGCUUUCCAAUUUAUUUGCUAGAUGGUUUUUUCCCCCCUUGGAGUUUGUCAGUUUUAACACUGUAUGCUGUCCCAGACGUACUGUUUGUGGCCUUUGUUAUAGUAGCAAACCGUUGGUUGGAAGUCAAAUUGAUUUCUUUAAAAAAGAGAAAAAAAUAUGAAAAGGUGUUGACAAUUUGCUGACUUUUUAGUACAUUAUAUGUACAAGGGUAGCAGUAUGCAGAAUAAAAGUUUGGAUAUGGUGUAUUUAUUGCUUGUUACGUAAAUUAAACACCUUGUAUUUAACACUUUUCAAUACUUUUAGAUAAAAUUGUUCUUUGCAAGAAUGAUUGGUGCUUAUUUUUUCAAGAAUUUGCUGUGAAAUAAUGUGAUUACGACGGGCAACAUUUAUCCAAUGAACUGCAGCUAUCCUAAAUUGGUUCUUCAUAUUUUUCUGUUGCACUUGUAAAAUGCUACAAGGAAUUUAAAGAAAAUCUAUUCACUUUAACUUAUGAUAGUUUUAUCAAAUUAAAAACAACUAAGUCACAGCUUUUGUUCUGUGGUAACCUAUAAAUUGUUUGUCUUUUAAGAACCAGUUGUAAAAGACUGAAAAAAUAUGUAUAUGUUGUAAAUAUUUGUGUGUUGUGAGAAAUUUUGUCAUAUGAAAUUGAGAUAACUUGCCAGAAGGGUUUUUAAGUUUAGAAAUACAUCCAUGCCAAUAAAAUAGGAAACUGUAAACCUAGUUUUAAACUCUGCAUCAGUUGGAGUUCUUUGCUCAUACGUAGUUCACGUAAUACUUCAGAGUCUGCUUUAUAACAAUGAAGAGCAUCAGGGCGAUCUUUGGCUCUUUGGUUUUUAAUAAAAGAAUGUUAGGAAA
Molecule: messenger RNA, 4710 nt
Organism: Pipra filicauda (Wire-tailed manakin)
Lineage: Eukaryota; Metazoa; Chordata; Aves; Passeriformes; Pipridae
Gene: KMT5B
Product: lysine methyltransferase 5B
Exons: 10
Coding region: 789-3353 (854 amino acids)
Cellular component (GO): nucleus
Molecular function (GO): histone H4K20 methyltransferase activity; protein binding
Source: RefSeq, a predicted model, not a curated record